UAAAAAAAAAAAAAAAAAGGAAUAAUAUGGCCUUGUUUGUAUGUGUUACAUUUUGUUUAUCCAUUCACCCAUUCACGGACACCUGAGUUGUUUCUACUUUCGGGGUGUUGGAAGUCACACCACUUUUAUCGCUUCUCGGCCUUUUGGCUAAGAUCACGUGGAAGUCACACCACUUUUAAGUGGAGACUUGGCUCCUAAUCUAAUGCUCAUUCCCAUAGCAUCACAGAGGGAAUUGGUUGCUUUAUAUAACCUCCAAUCUCCUCCAAACUUAAGAGGUUUUCGGGGAAAUGGGCAUCUCCUGUGAAAUAAUUAGUUCACUGAAAUAUUGAUGCUGAAAUUUCAUGAAUAAAUGAAUCACACUAAGGUUGGUUGGCCAAUACUUAUUUAAGUCUCCUGAAGAUAAUAUCUCUGCUUUCUCCUUUUCCUUCAAUGAAACACACACACACACACACACACACACACACACACACACACACACACUGGUUUACAGAGAGAUACCAAGGGAAUACCAAAAGACCAUUAGCUGAUGCACUAUCUCUAGCAUUAUUUCUAGAGGGCACCUGGGCGGCUCAGUCGGUUAAGUGUCUGCCUUUGGCUCAGGUCAUGGUCCCAGAGUCCUGGGGUUAGUCUGCAUGGGGCUCCCUGCUCCGUGGGGAGUCUGCUUCUCCCUCUGCCCCUCCCUCCACUAGUUCUCUCUCUCAAAUAAAUAAAAUAAAAUAAAAUUUUAAAAAAUAGAAUUAUUUCUAUAGGUGAAACUUCACUGUGCAACACAGCACAGAACUGCUGCUCUGUAAGCAAGUCCAGAGAGCUCUUUCUCCGGGAUUCCUUUGUCCCUGUGCCAAGCUUUAAGUAGCAAUUGCAUCACGUCCAAACUCAGGUGUUUCCAAUCUACUAGAACACGUGGACAAAGCCUGCAGCAAACCUGGCUUACUUCUGCCAGUCCCAUCCACACUUGGAGUGCAGCUCUUCCCGGGAUCUCUGUGUGGAGGGUGGCUCCCUGCUGGCGUUAGACAAGGACUGAGCUGGAGAAGAGUACAGAGCAGAGCCAUGAAUAUUGUCUUGGAUAUCCUCCAGCUUCUGCUCACCAUCAUCUACUCCUACUUGGAGGCACUGGUGAAGGUUUUCUUUCCCCGAAGGAGAAAAUCUGUGGCCGGGGAGGUGGUUCUCAUUACAGGAGCCGGGCAUGGAAUAGGCAGGUGGACUGCCUAUGAAUUUGCGAAACGGAAGAGCCAGCUGGUUCUGUGGGAUAUUAAUAAGCUUGGUGUUGAGGAGACGGCCGCCGAGUGCCGAAAACUGGGGGCCACUGCGCAUGCGUAUGUGGUGGACUGCGGUAGCCGGGAAGACAUUUAUAACUCCGUCAAGCAGGUAAAGAAAGAAGUGGGAGAUGUAACCAUCCUGGUGAAUAACGCCGGGACAAUAUAUCCAGCUGACCUUCUUAGUACCAAGGAUGAAGAGAUUACCAAAACUUUUGAGGUCAACAUCCUAGGACAUUUUUGGAUCACAAAAGCACUUCUUCCAUCCAUGAUAAAGAGAAAUCAUGGCCACAUCGUCACAGUGGCUUCAGUGUGUGGCCAUGGAGUGAUUCCUUAUCUUAUUCCAUAUUGUUCCAGCAAAUUUGCUGCUGUUGGCUUCCACAAAGCUCUGACAUUAGAACUUGAAACCCUGGGAAAAACUGGAAUCAAAACCUCGUGUCUCUGCCCAGUUUUUGUGAAUACUGGGUUCACCAAAAACCCAAGCACAAGACUAUGGCCUCUUUUGGAGACAGAUACAGUUGCAAGAAGCUUGAUAGAUGGAAUACUUACCAAUAAGAAGAUGAUUUUUGUUCCAUCGUAUUUCAAUAUCUACUUAAUACUAGACAAAUUUCUUCCUGAACGUGCCUUGGCAGCUAUAAAUCAUUUACAGAACAUUCAAUUUGAAGCAGUGAUUGGCCACAAAACCAAAAUGAAAUGAAUAAUUGAGCUCCACCCGGAGAAUUAUGCACCAUAAUGAUGUAAAUCUAAGUUUAGAGUCAAUGCUUCAAAGCUUAAUUUCACAUUUUUCAAUACUGUUAAUAUUAAAAACAUUGGUUUGACAUUAGCAGCACUCAAAUGAACAAGACUAAUUACCUGUCUUUCUCAAGAAUAUUAAUGUAGCUUUAACAGAUCUAUUUUUCAUUCCGUGCCUCUUAAAAACUUAUGGGAUUACAGAAACAUAUUCAAAAGGCCACUUUUCUUAAGAUAGUUUAUUUCUUUUCUUUCCGCGUUGAGGGGGAACAAAGCUACCUCCCUGAGAGUAAAUAGAGAACUUAUUUACACAGGGAAGGUUGAAGACCUUGUCAACAUGUACACCGUGUGAGCUGGCAGUUAGAGGUGAAGUUGAAGCAGGCAGCAGUGUCCAAAGGCCAGAGAGGUUACUUCUGUGAAUUCAGCAUUUGUUUUUUGUUUUUGUUUUUUAAAGAUUUUAUUUAUUUAUGCGACAGAGAUAGAGACAGCCAGCGAGAGAGGGAACACAAGCAGGGGGAGUGGGAGAGGAAGAAGCAGGCUCAUAGCAGAGGAGCCUGAUGUGGGGCUCGAUCCCAUAACGCCGGGAUCACGCCCUGGGCCGAAGGCAGACGCUUAACCGCUGUGCCACCCAGGCGCCCCGAAAUUCAGCAUUUGAAAGAUUUCUCUAGCUUCUCCCUUUUCAUCAGCCCAAAACAGUAUUCUGUAGUUUCUUGCUUGAUUCUGUCCUUUGUAUAGCUCUUAUAUCCACCAAGAGUGGACACUCUAUAUUUUCUGCCCUUUUCGUAAUCUCUUAAAAUACUAUGACAUUGCAAAAGGUGACCCUCUCUUGAAUAUCAGAAUAUCUGAAAUUUUAACCCCAUGAUAACUCUUUCUUUAUAGUUUAUGCUUUCAUAUAUCAUCGGUACCAGAGAUAUUUAGAUAGUUUUGAGCUUCAAAAAUGAAAACUAACACAGAAAAAGCAAACAGGCUGACUACCUAAUACGAGACAAUGGAUCUAAGAGAUAAAAGAGUGGUCUCUUUUUUUAAUAGAAAAAAAAUCCGAUUCCCACUACAUCGAGUAAUCUUGUUUUUGUGUUUUUCUCAAAUAUAAUAGACUGCUUUUACAUCAAC
Molecule: messenger RNA, 3092 nt
Organism: Ailuropoda melanoleuca (giant panda)
Lineage: Eukaryota; Metazoa; Chordata; Mammalia; Carnivora; Ursidae
Gene: HSD17B13
Product: hydroxysteroid 17-beta dehydrogenase 13
Exons: 7
Coding region: 1048-1950 (300 amino acids)
Cellular component (GO): lipid droplet
Molecular function (GO): oxidoreductase activity, acting on the CH-OH group of donors, NAD or NADP as acceptor; steroid dehydrogenase activity
Source: RefSeq, a predicted model, not a curated record